AAAAAAAAAAAUCUAAAAUACAAAAAGAAGUGAAAUUCAACUCCGGGUUUCAACUUUCAAGCACUUUGCUUCGGAGCAAACCCAAAAUUUCCUUUUCCAUUUGAUUCUCCAUUUCCUCUCCAAUCCACAUUUACCCGCUCAAUUUUGUAGAUCAAACAAGUUGCAUAUUUUUCCACUGUUUCUAAAUUCAAGGACGGAAAACAAAAGAUAAAAAGUGAGAGAGAAAAAUGAUGUCCCCAAAUCAUAUACCGGAAAAUCGUAGCCCUUCUCGGCCGGCUACUUUCAGGCAAACUCCCUUGCAGGUCAUCCAUGUCUUUGGUAACUUUAUGAGAAUUUGGUCGAUCUACUCUGUGUACCACUAUUUGUCUCAAACAGGGGCUUCAGUUGUUUUGUUUAUAUUCAGCUGUCUUGUUCCAUCGUCCAUUCUAUUUUUACUUAUGCAAAAACCUUGGAAGGGCAGACCGCUUUCUAAUACUCAGGUAGUGCCUUCUGUGAUAAAUGGUGGUAUAACUGCUCUAUAUUUCAUCUUGUGGGGAAAGGGGCUUCGAUCUUGUGGUCCUCUCAGGAUCAUAUUGGCGGAGUAUUCUGGUGCUGUUCUUGGAGUGUUAUCUGCAGUCUUGUAUGGGAGGAGAGACCGUGUUUGGAAAAAGGUUGGGGGCCUCCUUGCAAUGUUAGCAUCUUUCUACUUUUUGUCUCAAGGAUGGGCCAUGGCUUCACAAUCUCCUCUUUCAUUUAGUGAGAAUGAAGAUGCAGACAUCCAGUCUGAUGAAGUUUUGGGUGUUAAAGAGAUGCUAAUUCCUGUAUUUGCUGGAAUUUUAUCAGCAUUAAGGAGAGUGAUUGCAAGACGUGUCUCACUUAAGAAUCAACUUAAAAGACGGCUCAAUGCCAUAACCAUUGCUUCUGCCACCUGUUUUCUAUUUCCUGUCGCCAUGUGGGACAUGAUCAUUGGAUCUACUAGUGUGGAAUUGCCAUUUUCUAUGUGGGCAUUUUCAAGCUUUGUCCUUUUUGGAAUUAUCUUGAUAUUUUAUGUGGACAGUAUUGCAGAAGAGAGAUUGAAUAUGGUGUUCUCAUCUCCAAGACAUUUGAUGGUUGCUGGAGGAUGCAUCAUUGUGAUGGAUGUUGUGUACAAAAUGGAUUUCUGUUUGCCUGGCUUUUUACUUUGUGCUGCCAUUUUGGGCUUUGGGAUACACGAAGCGACUUCUUUGGAUCGUAUCAGAAAAGAUUCAUUGCAAAGUUCAGUUAUAUCAGAUGGAGCAUAUGAGGACCAAGUUCAGAUGUCAGCACUUCCAACUUAAUACCAGAUGUGGACAACUGCUGAGGCAAUACAUGGGAUGAUUACAUGUUAUUCUGACUGCAAUAAUCAAAAUUUGCAGUAUCUGGCUCAAAUUUUGCAAAUAGAGCCUUUGUGGCCACAAGGAUCAUUCUGCUGAUGGAGUAAGAUGGGAUUACAAAUAUGCUAGGAAGCAUGUUAGGUUUACGGUUGAAGAUAUUGGUUACGGUGCAUAUGAAGCCACCACAAUCGUCUUUGGUCUUUUCAGUUUGAGGCUAUUUUUCUCUGAAAAGAAUCUGUAAAGACCAAUGCUGCGGCUGCAUAUAUUCCAGAUCAAACAAUUUCAUAAUUCUGCAGUGCUAUCUUGAUAUUGGUUGUUCUACAUCGUUUUUUGUUAUGGUAAUAGAAUCAUGUUCAGUUGCUUC
Molecule: messenger RNA, 1695 nt
Organism: Salvia miltiorrhiza (redroot sage)
Lineage: Eukaryota; Viridiplantae; Streptophyta; Magnoliopsida; Lamiales; Lamiaceae
Exons: 11
Coding region: 228-1295 (355 amino acids)
Source: RefSeq, a predicted model, not a curated record